GACUUCCAUUGCUGGAAGUCUAUAAAGGUUGUCGUCUAAUCCACAGAACAGGAAAAAGUGAAACAGGCUUUGUCUACUGCGCUUUGCGUGUUUACGUUUUCAUUAACCUACAUCUACAUUUCUCCCAGUUAUAUCUGAGGCGAAUUUCAAUAUUUACAAAGGAUGUCUCUCUAUCCUUCACUGGAGGACCUGAAGGUGGACAAGGUCAUGAGGGCACAGGCCCAGUUUGCCCAAUCCACCUCCUCGGCCCCAGCCAUAACUGAAGCUGCCUCCCCUCCUGUCACGCAAGGCAUGCCAAGCUCAAGUCUGUACCCAAACCUGGAGGGGCUGGGAGAGUACAUGGGCCUCAGUCUUAACAGUGAUGAGGUGCAGAAGAACCUGGCACUUGUCCCAGCAGUAGAUAAUCAGCAGGUGGCGGUGCUCUCAGGAGUGGGCGGCAUGGUGCGUCCAGUGACCGGCACCGACACUGGCAUCCGCAGGGCUGAGAUCCGACCGGGCCUCCGCGAAGUCAUCCUGUGCAAGGACCAGGACAGCAAGGUCGGCCUCCGGCUGCGAGACAUUGACAACGGUGUGUUCAUUCAGCUGGUGCAGGCGAAUUCCCCAGCGGCGCUGGCCGGCCUGCGCUUCGGAGACCAGAUCCUGCAGAUCAACGGGCAGAACUGUGCCGGCUGGAGCACAGACAAGGCCCACAAGGCCCUGAAAGUGGCAGCUGAGCAGCGCAUCGAGCUCAUUGUCCGCGACAGGCCCUUCCAGCGCACAGUGACCAUGCACAAGGACAGCUCUGGUCACGUGGGCUUCAUCUUUAAGUCUGGCCGCAUCACUUCCCUGGUGAAGGAUGGCUCUGCUGCCCGCAAUGGCCUGCUCACCGAACACUACAUCUGCGAGAUCAAUGGCCAAAAUGUCAUUGGACUCAAGGAUCCUCAGAUUAAAGACAUCCUGACCACAUCUCCCUCUGCCAUGACCAUCACCAUCAUGCCAAAGGUCAUCUAUGAACACAUGAUUAAGAGGAUGUCGAGUGGCCUGCUUAGGUCUGCGAUGGACCACUCUGUGCCAGAGGUCUGAGUCUUUUGCCCACAGUGGCGCCUUUCACAAUGCCUACAAUCUCCAGCCUUCCUGUUGGAACCUCCUACCACAAGCAUUGUCUGUGUCGCUGAACAGAUGAUCCUUUUCAAUCAUGCUCAUUUAUAACAUAAGUAAAUUGCCUUAUUUCUACUAUAGAUAUUGAACAUUAUUGCAUAUCCGGUUCAUUUUUUUUUCUAUCUUCCUUGUUACUAUUGAUGUUCAAUUAUGUCUUUUAUAUGUAAUGAUAAUCCAAUCUGUCACUGAGCGUUACCGUCUUUGAGUAGUACUUUUUAACGAAAUACCUUUAGAUUAGUUAGUGGACAAAUGGGGGGGGGGUCAAAAGAUAGGUUUGCUCCAGGGCUUCCAAAGGAUUACGGGCAUUGAAUCCAAAAUUACAGCCAUCUGCCACUAUGCACUGGAUUCUACCAUCUGUACGAAGUUCAGAUAAUACACCUGUGUGCCAAGAAGGAUUUACGCUGCCAGACUGAAAACAGGGAAGAUUUGAUCAGUUUUUGUUUUUAAAGAAUUUAAUUCUUCUUCAUUUUAUAUAUAAACUGUUUGUUUUUGUUUCAAAUGUAUCUUUGAUAACACACCACCUGUAAAUCCUAGGAUCGUUAAAGAUUUAUAUAUGAAUGUAGCUUCAAGAUAGUGUAAUUAUUAUUAAAAAUAAAUAAAUACUUAUACUGGUGAUUCAG
Messenger RNA from Electrophorus electricus (electric eel), 1757 nucleotides. RefSeq names its product syndecan binding protein (syntenin) 2 (gene sdcbp2). NCBI's taxonomy places the organism in Eukaryota, Metazoa, Chordata, Actinopteri, Gymnotiformes, Gymnotidae. Gene Ontology annotation, cellular component: plasma membrane; cytoplasm. The record is from RefSeq and is a predicted model, not a curated record. Gene Ontology annotation, molecular function: protein binding.